AACGACCGCCCCGAUAAGUUUAUUUUCCGGGUCAGAAUAAUGGCGUGUUGCUGACCAACAUCUCCAAAUAAUAGGAACCACAAACUGAAUCCAUUAUGGCGUCUCUAGAGGAGGACUUUCCCCGCGGAGGCACAACAAAGAAGACCACAGAGAGUAAGGUCCCGGUGGAGCGAAAUAAAGUGGACAACCUGUUUAAGUCAGAUGAACAAACUGCUACAAGGAAAAGAAAAGGAGGUGCCAAGAAUGAUGGCCUGAAAAAGCAAAAGACAGACGAGAAACAAGAUGGCCUGACACUAAACGCUGCUGGAAAAAUUGUGGAGAUUCUGCACAUAAAGAAUGUGAGAGUGGGGAUGCUGUUUCUAGGCUGUGUGAAGGAGGUGACUGACUUUGAGGUGACAGUCAGCCUACCUUGCGGCCUGCUGGGCUUCCUCAGCAUCAGGAAUGUGUGCGACUCCUACACCAAGCUGCUGAGCGAGCAGCUGGAUUCAGAAGUUGAUACUGAGGAUUUCUGCUCUUUGUCCCAAAUCUUCUGGCCGGGAAUGUUGCUCCGAUGUGUGGUUUCUAAGUUAGACAUCACUAAAGGAGGCUCGCUCAGCAUUCAGCUCUCGGUCAAUCCAAAGCUGGUCAACAAACACCUCACCAGCAGCUCUCUGAAGCCUGGAAUGGUCCUGAGUGGAUGUGUGGAGAGCAUUGAAGACCAUGGCACCCUAAUCGACAUCGGUGUCAGUGGAACCAAAGCUUUUCUGCCUGAGGAUGCUACAAUGAACAAACAGAAUAAAGAGCUGAAAGUGGGUCAGUAUUUGACUUCUCGGGUAGAGGAAGUAAAGAACGACGGUCGUGUCGUCAAGCUAUCCUCUGAUCCGUCCACGGUAGCUCGGGCCUGUGCUGACGCAAAGCAUGGCUGGAAUCUCACCAACCUCCUGCCGGGCCUCACGGUCAAAGCCACCAUCAAGAAGGUGACCAAACAUGGCUUCCACCUGGACUUCCUGUCCUCCUUUAGCGGUCAGGUGGACUUUCUUCACAUGGAGCCAAAGGAGUCGUCAAGCUAUGCAGAGGGGCUUCAGGUGCGAGCAUGUGUACUGUACAUUGAGCCGACCACCCGCCUUAUUGGACUGAGCCUGCGCAGCUACCUGCUACAGCCCGGCUCCGACAUUGACCUCGCACCUCCUGGCUCUCACCGAAUCGGUGAAGUGGUGAAAGAGUGCAAGGUGUCCAAGAUGCACCAUCUGUCAGGGGCCUUGUUGGAGCUGCCGGACAAAACCUCUGCCUUUGUCCAUAGGAACCACCUGAAGGAGUCCAAAGACCCAGCUAAUGACAACAAGAUGUCUACCAUGUCGGAGCUUACCUGCAGGAUCCUGGACUUCAGCCCCAUGGAUCAGAUUUAUUUUGCUAGUUUACGGAAAAGUGUGAUUGAUCAACAGUUCUACAAAUACCAGGAUAUUCACACUGGCCAAGUUGUAGAGGGGACUGUGUCAGUGCUGCUGGGUCAUGGGAUGGUGGUACAUUUGUCAGAACAUGUGAAAGGCCUGGUGCCUCGGACGCACCUUUCAGACAUCAUCCUGCAAAACCCAGAAAAAAAGUACAUGGAGGGAAUGAGGGUGAAAUGUCGGGUUCUGUCAGUAGAUGUGGAUAACAAGAAGCUGGUCCUGACCAGGAAGAAAGCUCUCGUCGAGAGCACCCUGCCGCUGUUCCUCAGCUACAAGGACACCCGUCCCGGCCGGGUGUCCCACGGCUACAUCGUCUCCAUCAAAGGCUUCGGCUGUAUUGUACGAUUCUAUAACGAUGUUAAAGGACUGGUUCCGCUCGGGGAGCUGAGCUCUGAACCCAUUUUCAGUCCUGAGGACAUCUUCUAUGUUGGACAGGUGUUGAAGACCAAAGUUCUUCAGUGUGAGCCAGAGAAGGAGAAGUUGUUGCUGUCAUUUAAAGCGGUGGCAGAAGGAGAGACGGAGGAGGCUACCAAAGCUCAGUUGGACUGUGAGGUGGGAAAGAGGCUGGAAGCAAAGGUGGUGAAGAAAACUGUGAACGGUCUGGAGAUCGCCGUCCUCCCAGAUGAGUUCCGCGCCGUGCUACCCACAGUGCACCUCUCUGAUCACACGUCCAACUGUGUGUUACUGUGGGAGAGUCUAAAGGAAGGAGACACCAUCUCAAACCUCGUCUGCUUUAACAAGAGCAAGCAGAAUAUUACGGUUACUAAGAAACCCAUAGUGAGAUGGUCGCUGGAGGAAGGAGCCGUCGCUAAAGAUUUCUCUGAGGUUACUGUUGGGAUGCAGCUGAUUGGCUGGAUCAAGAGCAUCAUGUCGUACGGUGUCUUCGUAGAGUUCCCCUAUGGUCUUGUUGGUCUUGCACCCAAAUCUGCCCUGUCGGAUAAGUUCAUCACCGACACAACGACCGCUUUCAAGCUAGGUCAGACGGUUAUUGCCAAGGUGACCAACCUGGAUGAGGAGAAGCGGCGGUUCCUGGUGACGCUGAAGGUGUCAGAAGUCAUCACACCUGACUGGGACGCCCAGAGCCGACUGCUGAAUGGCCUAAAGGAGAGAAGAGCUGUAAAGGAAAUGCUGGCUGUCAGAGAUAACAACGAACUUUGGCAGCAGUUGGCCGCUCUGUUUGUUGGGCAGAGGCUGAAACUGACGGUGGACUCUUCGAGUGAAAACGGAGCCCAGUUUAAAUCUGAUGACCUGCCGGGCGCCACCAUCCUAGCCAGCAAACACCAUGUGACAGGUGUUAGCCUGAGCCCUGGACAGAAAGUGAGCGCAGUUAUCCUCAACGUCGAUAUCCUGUCUGCUUGUGUCCAUGUUUCCGUCCUUCACAAGCUGCUUGGGAAAAAGAAAUCUCUGAAUGAAGGCUCAGAGUGCUCCGCCGUGGUUCAGUUUGUAGACCAGGACUUUGCUGUUGUCUCGCUGAAGGACGCAGCAGAGCUGACCCUGAUCCAAACCUGCAACCACCUCAACGAGGUCAUUCUGUCAGAGUCAGAGAGACUCAAGGUGGGCAUGACGUUGACGGUGCAAGUUGUGGAGCCCAGCUGCGAGGAGCUAGAAGGGCUCCCCCUGGUGCUGUGGAAGGGUAGGGCACCAAGACGGCAGCGCACAACAUCGGAAAACCAGGCGGACUCUGCGGGACACCGAUUUGGAAAAGUCCUGCAGGGCAAGGUGACGUCUGUGAAGCCCACGUGCAUUCAGGUCGCUCUGGAGGACGGAAGCACGGGCAGCGUCCACGUCUCACAGGUGGUGGAGCCCACUGAGAUCAGACAGGGGUCCUUCCCCACGUCCACCGUGAAAGUGGGCAGCGUGGUCAAAGCCAGGGUCAUUGGAGGACGGGAAGCCACCAAUAACAGAUUUCUUCCAUUUUCUCACCCUAAAUUCAAGUACACAGUUCCUGAGCUCACACUUAUACCCAGCCAGUUGGAUGAUGUAGAAUUUAAACCAGUUACAGCAAAGGACAAACUGGCCAGUUAUAAGGUUGGCGAUGAAAUCACAGCGUUUGUAUCAAAGUUCAGAUCAGACAAGAAGUGUCUGGAGAUCACCACCGACCCCUGCGUCACAGGGACCGUCGACCUUCUGUCCAUGAUCACAGAUCCUAAAGAUGCCAGCCACCCUGAAAAGCUGUACAAGCUGGGCCAGGUGGUCCGUGCUAAAGUGGUAGACGUGAGCGUGCGGCCUCAUCGCUUUGUGCUCUCACUCACAGGGAUCCAUAAACUGGAGAAAGGCAGCAUCACGUUAGGAAUGGUGACCAGCGUCCUGCCACAAGUCGGCCUCCUGGUCAAGCUUCCUUUCGGUGCUUCGGGUACCGUUUCUGUCACUGACCUCAGUGAUUCCUACAGACCAAAGCCACUGGAGACUUUCCACAAGGAUCAGUUCAUCAGGUGUUGUCUUCUAGAUGUGGAGAAAGGAAAGUGGCACUUGUCUCUCCGUCCAUCAAGGCUGAACCCGCAGAAGACCAAGUCGCCUAAGGACCCAGAAGUUCUGUCUGUGGACCAGCUACAGCACGGCCAGAUUGUCCGAGGAUAUGUGAAGUCUGUGUGUGAACAGGGCGUCUUUAUAAGGCUGUCACGCAGCAUCACAGGGAGAGCCCAGCUUCAGCAGUCCUCUCAAUACUUUGUCAACAACCACAGUAUCCUGUCUGAUCACCUGCCGGUCAACACCCUCCUCACCACUAAAAUCCUCAGUGUCGACAGGGAGGAUCAGUUGGUUGACCUCUCGCUUCUCCCUGCGGACACCGGGAAGCCAGAUGUGCUUCCAGAAUCUCUCGGCCUGCCGCUGCGUCUCGUCGGGGACGAAAAGAAACGCAACUCAAAAAAGACAAAGAAGCGGCUGCUUUCUGAAAGCAAACAGGAAACGGAACCCCAGAUCCCGAAGAAGAAGAAAAAGAAAUCAAAGACCGACGGCGAUGACAGUGGAGUUGAGGUUUACUUCAGAGAAGAGGAGGAGGAUGAUGAUAAAGAGGAUGUAAAGAACGAUGCUUCUAAAGUGGCUCCCAGCCCAGCAGGGCCAGCCAGGUUGCAGCUGGCAGCAGGGUUCUCUUGGGAUGAGGGGCUGAGCUCCCUAAGGCCUGCGUCACAACCAAAGGACGGGGACUCCAGUGACGGAGAAGAGCAGGAUGGAAACAAUAAGCCCCAGAAGAAGUCACGCCACGAGCUGGAACAGGAGAAGAAGUCUGCUGAGAAAGCCCUGUUACAACGAGAAGCAGAGCUGAUGGACCCAAACCUGCGGCCCCAGGAUGAGGCCUCCUUCGAGCGACUUCUUUUAGCCUCCCCCAACAGCUCCCUGCUGUGGCUCCAGUACAUGGCCCACCAUCUGCAGGCCACACAGAUCGAGCAGGCCCGAGCUGUGGCCGAGAGGGCCCUGAAAACCAUCUCCUUCAGGGAGGAGCAGGAGAAGCUGAACGUGUGGGUGGCCUUGCUAAACCUGGAGAACAUGUACGGGACAGAGGAGAGUCUGAAGAAAGUGUUUGAGCGAGCUGUGCAGUUCUGUGAGCCCAUGCCUGUGUACCAGCAGCUGGCCGAUAUCUACGCCCAGUCCAACAAAAUCCAGGAGGCAGAAGGCCUGUACAAGACGAUGGUGAAACGUUUCCGGCAGAAUAAAGCGGUGUGGUUAAGCUACGGGACUUUCCUGCUCCAGCAGGGCCAGAACGACGCUGCCAGUGCUCUCCUGCAGAGGGCGCUGAAAAGUCUUCCUCCCAAAGAAAGUGUUGAUAUCAUCACCAAGUUCGCUCAGCUGGAGUUCCGCUUCGGUGACGCAGAGAAAGGUCGUGUCAUGUUUGACAAAGUCCUGACGACCUAUCCAAAACGUACGGAUCUGUGGUCCGUUUUCAUCGACCUCAUGGUCAAAUAUGCAUCACAGAAGGAAGUGAGGGCCCUCUUUGAUCGGGUGAUCCACCUCAGCGUUUCGGUGAAAAAGAUCAAGUUUUUCUUCAAGCGCUACCUGGAGUAUGAGAAGAAGCACGGCACCCCACAGAGCAUCCAGGCAGUCAAAGAUAAGGCUAUGGAGUUCGUUGAAGCAAAAGGCAAAGAUGCUUCAAAUUGAAGAAACCAGGGAUCACCUCGGGUAGAACAGCUCCUAGAACCAACAUUAUUUUAGCUUUUGCUCCCUUCCCAUGGCGAUAUAUUGGACUGUCGAUGCCCGAAGGUUUGAUUCAGGUUCUGAGGCCCAACAGAUCUUUAUGAUACAUUUGAUGGACCUGCUUUUUAAACCAAAUUUUGUAAAAUAAACUAGAUAAUCAAG
Messenger RNA from Cyprinodon tularosa, 5717 nucleotides. It is a transcript of the gene pdcd11, whose product is annotated as programmed cell death 11. The record is from RefSeq and is a predicted model, not a curated record. Gene Ontology annotation, cellular component: nucleolus; small-subunit processome. The coding region runs from base 96 to 5519 and encodes 1807 amino acids. Gene Ontology annotation, biological process: rRNA processing. NCBI's taxonomy places the organism in Eukaryota, Metazoa, Chordata, Actinopteri, Cyprinodontiformes, Cyprinodontidae. Gene Ontology annotation, molecular function: protein binding; RNA binding. The transcript is spliced from 36 exons.